UCCAUAGGCAAACGUUUGGCUGUUUUUUUCGCAAUCUACUGUGUGAGCUUGUCCAAGGGGUGAAGAACAUCAAAUCACAGAUAUCUAGUGAUGUGCAACAUAAUGUUGACAUCAUGUUAAAGUGGAAUGCAGCAAUCAAAAUACUGCACAUGCUUACUAAACUUAUCAAGAUAUUUAGUGCAAAACCAAACAUAUUAGCCAUGUUGAAGCAUGGGCAAAAAUUCAUCGAUGUUUUUCUUCGAAGUGGGAUGCCAGUUCUUGAUAAAGUUUUCAGACACAAGAAGGAAGAGGUGCUAAACCUGCUAAAAACUUUGCAGCACAGUACUCGGAUGUUGCACCACAUAUGCAGUCAUUCUAAGGCUGUUUGUGAUGUUUCAUUGAUUGCACAUGUUCCUGUUAUGAAGCGAUCAUUGGAAAGUUUUGUUUACCGUGUCAAAGCAAUGCUUACCCUACACAACUGCCAAGAUGCAUUCUGGAUUGGAAAUCUCAAAAAUAGGGAUCUGCAGGUAUGAUCAAAUGUAAUUUGUCAAGUAAUGAAAUCAAACAUAAUAAUAUGGUCAAGAAUAUAUAAAUAAAAUAAGAACAAUUUCAGAUAAUAAUCAUACUGUAAUGGUAACCCUGUGCAUCUAAAUCAAAGAUGGUUUGAUAAUAAAAUAACCUUGUAGAGAUGACAAAACAUAAAUAAUAUCAGACAUAAUAAUAUGGUCAAGGAUAUAUAAUAAAAUAAGAACAAUUUCAGAUAAUAAUCAUACUGUAAUUGUAACCCUGCCUGUUGAUGCUCUUCCCUGGCCCAUUCUAUUUCGAAUCCACCGCUAUGAAAAAAUGGGUGAGGCUGACAAAGAAAAAAAAUGGAAGUACACAGUUUAUGUUGGUGCGCUGAUGGUCUUAACAGAUUGGAACUGGCCCCCAGCUUUAAAAGGUAGAAUACCAGGGAUAUAAAUCAAAGAUGGUUUGAUAAUAACAACCUUUUAUAUAUAUCUCUUCACCCUGGAAUAUGACUGAGUUUUGGGGUAUACCCAAUAGGCCACAGACUGUAUGUAGAUCAGUAAAAGCCCAAUGUUGUGGUGUGUACUUCUUGAGAAUGUAUUAUUGUUAUUGAACAUUAGUUUCUCACAUUAACUUCACCAUAAAAUUUUCAGUCAAUGUUUUCUUCAAUGACCUACCAAAUUUGCCCAAUAAAAGUAAUCACUGCAAGCUUCACAAAAUUAUUCAAAUUUUUCUUUACAUGAUGAAAAGAGCCUUCUUUGCUAAACAAAAACCAAAAUCCUUCUACUGAAUGAGCUUGCAUUAAUAGAUUAAAACAGCAGCUGACAUGGAAAUGUAAUGU
Anneissia japonica is the source of this 1327-nucleotide messenger RNA. Its product is annotated as Fanconi anemia group D2 protein-like. The coding region runs from base 114 to 512 and encodes 132 amino acids. NCBI's taxonomy places the organism in Eukaryota, Metazoa, Echinodermata, Crinoidea, Comatulida, Comatulidae. The transcript is spliced from 3 exons. Gene Ontology annotation, biological process: interstrand cross-link repair; double-strand break repair involved in meiotic recombination; homologous chromosome pairing at meiosis. Gene Ontology annotation, cellular component: condensed chromosome; nucleus. The record is from RefSeq and is a predicted model, not a curated record. Gene Ontology annotation, molecular function: DNA polymerase binding.